AUGUCAGUCCUCAAUCCCAACGGCCAACCUUGGGACCCAGGCCACUACGUCCUCGUCGAGGCCUACUCGGGAUUCCAAAUCCACGGCACCAUCGUUAACGUCAAGUCGGGCCUCGCGUCCUACAUCAAUCUAUGCGCAGUGUACAUCGUGGGACUCGACCUGUCGGCCUUCAGGGGCGAACACUGGCAUGAGAAGCUUCUGGCUGCCGAAACCUGGCUAGGUAGCCUUCUCCUGCCCUGUGGACCGUUCGCGGCCUGGCAGGUGUUUGCCCCGCCUGGAGUCAACAAACUGCACGUAUCGGUUACGUUUACCACCGAAGAAGGUGGCGUCAACUACAAUUCGGACUCAAUAGCCUAG
Apiotrichum porosum is the source of this 357-nucleotide messenger RNA. RefSeq lists its product as uncharacterized. The record is from RefSeq and is a predicted model, not a curated record. The coding region runs from base 1 to 357 and encodes 118 amino acids. The transcript is spliced from 3 exons. Lineage: Eukaryota; Fungi; Basidiomycota; Tremellomycetes; Trichosporonales; Trichosporonaceae.